AUGUUCGGUUUCGACGAGGCCAAGGAAAACUAUGACCAGCUCCAGAGCGGCAAUCACGAGGCCAAGUUCUCUCACGAGCUCCUAGCCGGCGGCGCCUCUUUUGCCGCCUUCAAAGCCUUUGAGAACAACCAACGAAGCAACGGCGAGCCCGUCACGCACGGGGUAGCCAAGGCAAUCCUCGCCGGUCUCGUGGGCGCCGAGGUCGACCGCUUGGCGGAGACCAAGGGCGCCAACUGGAUCGACAAGGAGCGCGCGACGCGCGACGCCCAGAAGCGUACCGAGGACCUGUACGACUCUCACUACGGCAAGCAGGACGACUGGCGCAAGACGCACGACCCGCCGGAGCACUUCCCCAACCGCAACGAGAACCGCAACGACGACCGCUACGACGACCGCAAUGAGAGACGCAACGACGACGGUUACGACAACCGCAAUGAGAGACGCAACGACGACGGUUACGACAACCGCAAUGAGAACCGCAAUGAGAACCGCUACGACGACCGCAAUGAGAACCGCAAUGAGAACCGCUACGACGACCGCAACGACAACCGGGACUACUAG
Molecule: messenger RNA, 561 nt
Organism: Cordyceps militaris CM01
Lineage: Eukaryota; Fungi; Ascomycota; Sordariomycetes; Hypocreales; Cordycipitaceae
Product: CipC-like antibiotic response protein, putative
Exons: 3
Coding region: 1-561 (186 amino acids)
Source: RefSeq, a predicted model, not a curated record